Molecule: messenger RNA, 772 nt
Organism: Lucilia cuprina (Australian sheep blowfly)
Lineage: Eukaryota; Metazoa; Arthropoda; Insecta; Diptera; Calliphoridae
Gene: Kaz1-ORFB
Exons: 4
Coding region: 119-487 (122 amino acids)
Molecular function (GO): protein binding; serine-type endopeptidase inhibitor activity
Source: RefSeq, a predicted model, not a curated record
AUGUGUGUGAGAUACAAAUAACUUUUCGCUGCCAACUAUUAGCAGUAUCAUUUCAGACAACCUAGGAAGCAGUUAAAACCUUCUUAAAUAAAUUUUUAAUAAAAAAUAAAAGAAAAAAAUGAAGUCUUUUUUAAUCUUUGUUCUUUGCAUUGUCCUAACAUUGGCUAGACCCCAACGUUUUCCCGUUCAACAAUUCCCCAAUCAAGGUUUUAUUGGCGGUGGCAAUAAUAUCUUUUUUCCCAGCAAUCCCAAUAACAAUUUUAAUAAUAAUGGUAAUAGCGUAACAACACCAGCUCCAGCUGGCACACCAACAACAGCAUCACCACAAUUUUUGGCAUGUAUGCAGUCAUGUCCCUCAACAAUGGAAUAUAAUCCUGUUUGUGGUAGUGAUAUGGAAAAUUAUCAUAAUAAUGGACGUUUGGGUUGUGCACAAAGAUGUGGUAAAAAUGUAGCUGCUUUGCGUAUGGGUACUUGCAAUCCAUUGUAAAUCUUCUAAAUAAGAAACUUUUUUUCAAAAAAAUGUACUGAAUUUAAAAUGCAAUUGUUAAUUACAUCACUAUUUAUUAAGAAUUAAGGCUAAUCACAGUUUGUCAAAAAAUGUUGUUUACUUUAUUUAAAUAUUUGUUCUUUUUUAUGUUAUUUCAAAAUAUGUAGUAAUGUUAUUUUAAAGUUUUUCAUAAAUUUUUAAUUUAAAUAAUGUAUGUACUUAAGUAAUCUUGUUUUUAGUGAUAAGAUUGUUCUGAAUAAAUUUCCCCAUAUUAUUUAAAACAAA